Messenger RNA from Folsomia candida, 2400 nucleotides. RefSeq lists its product as uncharacterized. The record is from RefSeq and is a predicted model, not a curated record. Lineage: Eukaryota; Metazoa; Arthropoda; Collembola; Entomobryomorpha; Isotomidae. Bases 337 to 1746 code for a protein of 469 amino acids. The transcript has 4 exons. Gene Ontology annotation, molecular function: metal ion binding.
UGAGUUCUCUACAGCCUCACCAUCACAACAAAUAAUACAAGUUUAGUCAUCUCCACUCUCCUAUUUUGCCCAGAAACGUCCUCGGCCACUAAAAUUCUAAACGGAAGGGUCGGCUGAAUUAGGACUGAUUAUGGGGAUGUUUCGCCUCUUAAAUAAUUGGCAGCAGCAGCGGUCAGGACACCCUUCAAAGUCUUUGGAACAUUAGUAAAGACGCAUGAAUGAACUGGUAUUGUUGACCUGCCAAGUGGACAGCCAGAAAAAUAUCACAUCUACUAAAAGUCAUUCUUGGAAUAUUAAGGACAAUACACGCAUUUUAAAACGCAGUUAAACAACAUCAUGAGCGAAACAAGCAAUGGGACGGGUGGGGGGAGCAUUGGAGGAGAUUCGGAUUCUUCAUUCACAGAAAGUACAAAAGUUUGUCGCGAUUUUAUGCGCAAUGUUUGCCAACGCCCGAAUUGUAGAUUUCUACAUCCCGAGAACAUUAAAGUUCGGACGGAUCCAAUCUUUUGUCAUGAUUUCCAACAGGGAAAAUGCUAUCGUGUAACUUGCAAGUUCAUCCACUGUACGAAGGAGGAUGAAGAUCACUACAGGAAAACCGGUGAACUUCAGGGAGUGUCUGAUCCAGAAGAAAAAGUCAGGAGGAAUGGGAGCAGCAACAGCGUUGGUAGUGGGGGGAACAAUCAUAAUUAUAAUAACGUCAAUGGUGGAACUUCCCGUGGGAGUAGAAAUAAUAAAACACCAACCCGUGCCGAGAGAGAUGUGGUUGAAAAUGAUUUGCCGAUUUGUAAGGACUUUCUCAAAGGGAUGUGUGAUCGGGGACCGAGAGGGUGCAAAUAUCGUCACGUUCUUCCCAGAGGAGGGGGACCUUCGCCUCAAAACGCGUCACCAACUUAUGGUCCCCCUGUAAUAGUUCGAGGUCGCGGUGGGGUACGCAUGAUGAUGGCUCCAGUUGUUACACCCAGGAGAAAAGGCAUCCGGUCAAGUUCAGAGCUUUACGACGAUGGCCCAGAGCCUAAACGCUUUCACCAAAUUACCGAGUACUACGAAGAGGAAGAAGUAGAAGAGGAAUUGUAUGAGCUGGAAUUGGACCCAAUGAUUCCUCCUCCACCCCCACCAAGGGGUAUGCUAGCUCCGCAUAAUCAAGGAGGAGGAUAUUAUCACCAUCGACAUCAACUUCAGCAGCAUCAAGGCUAUGUCGCAAUGUCUCCAACAAAUGUUAUUCCUCAAACAAGAAAUGGUGUCACAGCUUCCGCUCAUCAUCAUCCUCCCCUUCCUCAUAAUCACCAUCAUAAUAAUAAUAAUAAUAAUAGCAAUAAUAAUCAGCAUUCGAAUGGACACGAACAACAUCCAUAUUUUCAAACGCCUUUCGCCGCAGUUCAAUCGGACACCAUAAAAUCACUUGAGGAUGAAAAUUUUAUGCUAAAGAGAAGAAUUGAAGAGUUGAAGAGCUCCAACGAGUUCCUCUUGAGCCAAAAUGCACAAUUGAGAUUAAGCAACACGCUGAGCGUAGGAACAAGUGUGGCCCAAGUGCAGCCGUUGUCCGUUUCAGCCGUGUCCGUCAGUGCGGCAGGACCCUCAGCUCAGCCAAGCAUCAUUGGAAUCACGAGCUCCUCACUGUCGGGGACACAACCACUCCCCACCAUCUCGAUCUCCACCCUCCCAACAGUCACACCCGUGUCCAUCAGUCAAACACAGAUACAAACGCAGACACAACCCCCAAUAUACUUGACGACUGCCCCUAAUUAACCAGUGAUACUAGCCAGUAGUAGUUGUUAGCCCCGAAAGAUUGUGGUGAAAAUAAUCAUAAUCAUUAAUUAUGCAAACAAAAAUUAUAUACAUUUUGCUAAAGCCUUUUUAUAAACCCGACGAAUGUUAUGCAGAAAGAAGCAUUCCUUAAUACUGAGAAGAUUGUUAAAAAUGUAUGUACAAAACAAAAGUUAAGCUAUUGGUUUAUGAGAUUGGUAAGUUUAUACAUACUAUGUACGUAUAUGAUACGUAUUACAUAGAGCAUGUUAUAGGUAUGUGUAUAUGGUUUUGUACAAGAAAUAUUGUGGCUAAAGAAAUCCUUCCUUCUUACUCAUCGAUUGAUGAAUAUUUUAGUUAUAUUUAGUUGGUCAUAAUAGUAGAUCAUGCAGCACUACAUAAAUGCUCGUUUAUGCGUUUAAAAAAAGUUAUAUCUGUUAUUAUACCGUAUUUAGUUCGUUAAUGAUAGUUAAUUGUCUUCGCUGUUAAUAUCAACGCCCGCUUACAAAUUACAAUAUUCUACUUAUAAGAAUUCUCCAAGUCAUAAAUAAUUUUAUAAAUCUAAAACUUGUAUAAUUUAUGCAAUGUUCCCUCGAAGGAAACUCUUUAAUAAAUAUGACGACGCUCUGCACGUGCGAAACAAAGAGAUAUAUAUCA